AUGCUGUCGAAAGCCAGGCAGGCGUUUGCGGCAGAAUUGUUGAUGGAGUAUCUGGAGAAGCAUGAGAUUUUGUUUCCAACUCAGCACGAAUUUCAGCACAAGCGUACGUGCACUACAAAUCUACCUGUUGCACGAGAUGAGUGGACAAAAUCCGACGAUGCAGGCGAUCCAUUGGGCAUAGUUUAUUUGGACUUCUCGAAAGGAUUUGUUUGA
This is a messenger RNA of Echinostoma caproni, 213 nucleotides long. The record is from the annotation of a GenBank genome assembly. NCBI's taxonomy places the organism in Eukaryota, Metazoa, Platyhelminthes, Trematoda, Plagiorchiida, Echinostomatidae.